Myotis lucifugus (little brown bat) is the source of this 14718-nucleotide messenger RNA. It is a transcript of the gene RYR2, whose product is annotated as ryanodine receptor 2. Gene Ontology annotation, cellular component: sarcolemma; Z disc; calcium channel complex. Gene Ontology annotation, biological process: intracellular calcium ion homeostasis; calcium ion transmembrane transport. The record is from RefSeq and is a predicted model, not a curated record. NCBI's taxonomy places the organism in Eukaryota, Metazoa, Chordata, Mammalia, Chiroptera, Vespertilionidae. Gene Ontology annotation, molecular function: calcium ion binding; ryanodine-sensitive calcium-release channel activity; protein binding.
AUGUGGCCAGAGCAAGCAGGGUGUCACGAUGCAUGCCGUUUGAAAAACGAACUUGAAGCUACGUUAGAAAUGAUUUUAUCCCUCUGCGUGUUUCCUCUUGAGAAUGUCCCCCCAGACCUCUCCAUCUGCACCUUUGUGCUGGAACAGUCCCUCUCUGUCCGGGCCCUACAGGAGAUGCUGGCGAACACGAUGGAGAAGUCAGAAGGGGCAAUUGAUGUGGAAAAAUGGAAAUUCAUGAUGAAGACUGCUCAAGGGGGUGGUCAUCGGACACUCCUCUACGGACACGCCAUCCUGCUGCGCCACUCCAACAGCGGCAUGUACCUGUGCUGCCUGUCCACCUCCCGGUCUUCAACUGACAAGCUGGCCUUUGACGUUGGCUUGCAAGAGGACACAACAGGCGAGGCUUGCUGGUGGACCAUACACCCCGCCUCCAAGCAGCGGUCCGAGGGAGAGAAGGUGCGCGUCGGCGAUGACCUCAUCUUAGUGAGUGUGUCCUCCGAAAGGUACCUGCACCUGUCCUAUGGCAGCGGCAGCAGCAGCCUGCACGUGGACGCCGCUUUCCAGCUGACGCUCUGGAGCGUGGCCCCCAUCAGCUCAGGAAGUGAAGCGGCCCAAGGGUACCUGAUUGGCGGCGACGUCCUGAGGUUGCUGCACGGACACAUGGACGAGUGCCUCACCGUCCCCUCCGGGGAGCAUGGGGAGGAGCAGCGGAGAACUGUUCAUUAUGAAGGUGGUGCCGUGUCUGUCCACGCCCGGUCCCUGUGGAGACUGGAGACGCUGAGAGUUGCGUGGAGUGGGAGCCACAUACGGUGGGGCCAGCCUUUCCGACUGCGGCAUGUCACAACGGGAAAGUACCUGAGUCUCAUGGAAGACAAGAACCUUCUCCUCAUGGACAAAGAGAAAGCCGAUGUGAAGUCUACAGCCUUCACCUUCCGCUCUUCCAAGGAAAAAUUGGAUGCAGGGGUGAGAAAAGAAGUCGAUGGCAUGGGAACCUCUGAGAUCAAGUAUGGAGACUCGGUCUGCUACAUACAGCAUGUGAACACAGGCCUGUGGCUGACUUACCAGGCCGUGGACGUGAAGUCUGUGAGGAUGGGAGCCAUACAGCGCAAGGCCAUCAUGCAUCACGAAGGCCACAUGGACGACGGCAUAAACUUGUCCAGGUCCCAGCACGAAGAGUCGCGGACAGCGCGGGUCAUCCGGAGCACCGUCUUCCUUUUCAACAGGUUUAUAAGGGGCCUGGAUGCUCUGGGCAGGAAGGCGAAGGCGCCCCCAGUGGACUUGCCCAUCGAGUCGGUCAGCCUGAGCCUGCGGGACCUGAUCAGCUACCUGCACCCGCCGGCCGAGCACCUGGAGCACGAGGACAGGCAGAACCGGCUGCGGGCCCUGAAGAACCGGCAGAACCUCUUCCAGGAGGAGGGGAUGAUCAGCCUCGUGCUCCAGUGCGUGGACCGGCUGCACGUCUACAGCAGCGCCGCCCACUUUGCCGAGGUCGCUGGCAGAGAGGCGGGGGAGGCCUGGAAGUCCAUUCUGAAUUCCCUGUAUGAGUUGCUGGCGGCUCUAAUUAGAGGAAAUCGUAAAAACUGUGCCCAGUUUUCUGGCUCCCUCGACUGGCUGGUCAGCCGACUGGAAAGACUGGAAGCUUCUUCUGGUAUUCUUGAAGUUUUGCACUGUGUGUUAGUAGAAAGUCCAGAAGCUCUAAAUAUUAUCAAAGAAGGGCAUAUUAAAUCCAUUAUUUCACUUUUAGACAAGCAUGGAAGAAAUCACAAGGUUCUGGACGUCUUGUGCUCUCUCUGCGUUUGCCACGGGGUGGCAGUCCGUUCCAACCAGCAUCUCAUCUGUGACAAUCUCCUGCCCGGAAGGGACCUGUUACUGCAGACACGCCUUGUGAACCACGUCAGCAGCAUGAGGCCUAACAUUUUCCUGGGCGUCAGCGAAGGCUCUGCGCAGUAUAAGAAGUGGUACUAUGAGCUGAUGGUGGACCACACAGAGCCCUUCGUGACGGCCGAAGCCACCCACCUGCGCGUGGGCUGGGCGUCCACGGAAGGGUACUCUCCCUACCCCGGAGGGGGCGAGGAGUGGGGCGGGAACGGCGUUGGAGACGACCUCUUUUCCUAUGGAUUUGACGGCCUGCACCUCUGGGCAGGCUGUAUCGCCAGCACCGUGAGCUCGCCAAACCAGCACCUGCUGAGGACCGAUGACGUCAUCAGCUGCUGUUUAGAUCUAAGUGCCCCAAGCAUCUCAUUCCGAAUUAAUGGACAGCCUGUUCAGGGGAUGUUUGAGAACUUCAACAUCGAUGGCCUCUUCUUUCCCGUUGUUAGUUUCUCUGCAGGAAUCAAGGUACGCUUUCUGCUUGGGGGGAGACACGGAGAAUUUAAAUUCCUUCCCCCACCGGGCUAUGCUCCUUGUUAUGAAGCUGUGCUGCCAAAAGAAAAGCUGAAAGUGGAACACAGCCGCGAGUACAAGCAGGAGAGAACUUACACCCGGGACCUGCUGGGCCCCACAGUUGCCCUGACCCAAGCCGCCUUCACGCCGGUCCCCGUGGACACCAGCCAGAUCGUGUUGCCCCCCCACCUGGAGAGGAUAAGAGAAAAGCUGGCAGAGAACAUCCACGAGCUCUGGGUUAUGAAUAAAAUUGAACUUGGCUGGCAGUAUGGCCCGGUCAGAGAUGACAACAAGAGGCAGCACCCGUGUCUGGUGGAGUUCUCCAAGCUGCCGGAGCAGGAGCGCAACUACAACCUGCAGAUGUCGCUCGAGACCCUGAAGUGAGUUCUUGGCUUCCCCUCCCACGCAUCCUCCCUGGAAGGGUUGAGUGUUAAUUACCAGCUGACAAGUGGCUACAAGCCGGCACCGAUGGACCUGAGCUUUAUCAAACUCACCCCGUCUCAGGAAGCAAUGGUGGACAGACUGGCAGAAAACGCUCACAACGUGUGGGCCCGGGACCGGAUCCGGCAGGGCUGGACCUACGGCAUCCAGCAGGACGUCAAGAACAGAAGAAACCCACGCCUCGUGCCCUACACCCUUCUCGAUGACAGAACCAAGAAGUCCAACAAGGACAGCCUCCGGGAGGCGGUGCGCACGCUGCUGGGGUACGGGUACAGCCUGGAGGCGCCCGACCAAGACCACGCUGCCCGAGCAGAAGUGUGCAGCAGCCCCGGGGAACGGUUCCGGAUCUUCCGGGCUGAGAAAACCUACGCCGUGAAGGCGGGAAGGUGGUACUUUGAGUUCGAGGCUGUCACUGCUGGGGACAUGCGCGUUGGCUGGAGCAGGCCAGGCUGCCAGCCUGAUCAGGAGCUGGGCUGCGACGAACACGCCUUCGCCUUUGACGGCUUCAAGGCCCAGCGGUGGCACCAGGGCAAUGAGCACUACGGGCGCUCCUGGCAAGCAGGCGAUGUCAUGGGGUGCAUGGUGGACAUGACGGAGCGCACCAUGAUGUUCACACUCAACGGCGAAAUCCUUCUUGAUGACUCAGGGUCAGAACUGGCUUUUAAGGACUUUGAUGUUGGUGACGGAUUCAUACCUGUGUGCAGCCUUGGGGUGGCUCAGGUGGGAAGGAUGAACUUUGGAAAGGACGUGAGCACCUUGAAGUAUUUCACCAUUUGUGGCUUACAGGAGGGCUAUGAGCCAUUCGCCGUUAAUACAAACAGGGACAUUACCAUGUGGCUAAGCAAGCGACUUCCUCAGUUUCUCCAGGUUCCAUCAAACCACGAACAUAUUGAGGUGACCAGAAUAGACGGCACCGCGGACAGCUCUCCGUGUUUAAAGGUCACUCAGAAGUCCUUCAGUUCCCAGAACAGCAGCACGGACAUCAUGUUCUACCGGCUGAGCAUGCCCAUCGAGUGCGCAGAGGUCUUCUCCAGGACGGCGGCCGGGGGGCUCCCGGGUGCCGGCCUCUUCGGGCCCAAGAGUGAUCUGGAGGAUUACGACGUGGAUUCUGAUUUUGAGGUUCUGAUGAAGACAGCUCAUGGCCAUCUGGUGCCCGAUCGAGUGGACAAAGACAAAGAAGCUACAAAACCGGAGUUUAAUAACCACAAAGAUUACGCGCAGGAAAAGCCCUCUCGUCUGAAACAAAGAUUCUUGCUUAGAAAAACAAAGCCGGAUUACAGCACGAGCCAUUCCGCAAGGCUCACUGAGGAUGUCCUUGCGGAUGAUCGGGACGACUACGAGUACCUGAUGCAGACGUCCACGUACUAUUACUCGGUGAGGAUCUUCCCUGGACAGGAGCCGGCCAGCGUCUGGGUGGGCUGGGUCACGGCCGACUUCCACCAGUACGACACGUGCUUCGACUUGGACAGAGUUCGCACCGUCACCGUGACUCUGGGAGACGAAAAAGGGAAAGUGCACGAGAGCAUCAAACGCAGCAACUGCUACAUGGUGUGUGCGGGCGAGAGCAUGAGCCCCGGGCAGGUCCGCAACAGCAACGGGCUGGAGAUCGGCUGCGUGGUGGACGCCGCCAGCGGGCUGCUCACCUUCACGGCCAACGGCAAGGAGCUGAGCACCUACUACCAGGUGGAGCCAAGCACCAAAUUAUUUCCUGCAGUUUUUGCACAAGCCACAAGUCCCAAUGUUUUCCAGUUUGAGUUGGGAAGAAUAAAGAACGUGAUGCCUCUCUCGGCGGGACUCUUCAAGAGCGAGCACAGGAACCCCGUGCCUCAGUGUCCCCCGCGCCUCCACGUGCAGUUCCUGUCCCACGUCCUGUGGAGCAGGAUGCCCAACCAGUUUCUGAAGGUGGACGUGUCACGGGUCAGCGAGCGCCAGGGCUGGCUGGUGCAGUGCGUGGACCCCCUGCAGUUCAUGUCCCUGCACAUCCCGGAGGAGAACAGGUCCGUGGACAUCCUGGAGCUGACGGAGCAGGAGGAGCUGCUGCGCUUCCACUCGCACACCCUGCGGCUCUACUCGGCCGUGUGUGCCCUGGGCAACCACCGCGUGGCACACGCGCUCUGCAGCCACGUGGACGAGGCACAGCUGCUGUACGCCAUCGAGAGCAAGUACAUGCCCGGCCUGCUGCGCACGGGCUACUACGACCUGCUCAUCGACAUCCACCUGAGCGCCUACGCCACCGCGCGGCUCAUGAUGAACAACGAGUUCAUCGUGCCCAUGACCGAGGAGACCAAGAGCAUCACGCUCUUCCCAGACAAGCACAAGGAGCACGGGCUGCCGGGCAUCGGCCUCAGCACCUCACUGCGGCCACGCAUGCGCUUCUCCUCGCCGAGCUUUGUGUGCCUCAAUCACGACUGCUACCAGUACAGCCCCGAGUUCCCACUGGACACGCUCAAGGCCAAGACCAUGCAGAUGCUGACUGAGGUGGUGCAGGAGGGUGGACUGCGCGCGAGGGACCCCGUAGGGGGCACCACUGAGUUCCUCUUCGUGCCGCUUAUCAAGCUCUUCUACACGCUGCUCACAAUGGGUGUCUUCCAAGGGGAGGACCUGAAGCACAUCCUGCAACUGAUUGAGCCCAGGGUGUUCAAGGAGGCCUCCCUGGAGGAGGAGCACCAGGCACCACUCAAGGAGCCCCACACCGAAGAUGCCAGGCCCGAGGGCAUACGAGGGGAUGCGGCAGAGGGGCUGCUGCAGAUGAAACUGCCUGAGCCAGUGAAGCUCCAGAUGUGCCUGCUCCUGCAGUACCUCUGCGACUGCCAGGUCCGACACCGCAUAGAAGCCAUCGUGGCCUUUUCAGACGACUUUGUCGCUAGGCUCCAGGACAACCAGCGCUUCCGCUAUAACGAAGUCAUGCAAGCCCUGAACAUGUCGGCCGCACUCACAGCCCGGAAGACGAAGGAGUUCAGGUCGCCCCCACAAGAACAGUCAAGUGGCGGAAUUGAGCUGGAUGACGAUGGGUCUCUGGACGGAAGCAGUGACCUAACAAUUAGAGGGCGCCUGCUGUCCCUGGUGGAGAAGGUGACGUCCCUGAAGAAGAAGCAAGCUGACAAGCCAGCGGAGAGUGACUCCGACAAGUCCUCCACUCUUCAGCAGCUGAUCUCUGAGACGAUGGUGCGGUGGGCUCAGGAGUCUGUCAUCGAGGACCCCGAGCUGGUGAGGGCCAUGUUCGUGCUGCUUCACCGGCAGUACGACGGCAUCGGGGGGCUGGUCCAGGCCCUGCCCAAGACCUACACCAUCAGCGCUGUCUCCGUGGAGGACACCAUCAACCUGCUGGCCUCCCUGGGCCAGAUCCGCUCUCUGCUGAGUGUGAGGAUGGGCAGAGAAGAGGAGAAGCUCAUGAUUCGGGGACUAGGGGACAUUAUGAAUAAUAAAGUGUUUUACCAGCACCCUAACCUCAUGAGGGCACUGGGGAUGCACGAGACAGUGAUGGAGGUCAUGGUGAACGUCCUUGGCGGUGGGGAGUCCAAGGAGAUCACUUUUCCCAAGAUGGUAGCCAACUGUUGCCGUUUCCUCUGUUACUUCUGUCGGAUAAGCCGGCAGAACCAAAAAGCUAUGUUUGACCAUCUCAGUUACUUAUUGGAAAACAGCAGUGUUGGUCUAGCUUCGCCAGCGAUGAGAGGUUCGACGCCCCUGGACGUGGCGGCGGCCUCGGUGAUGGACAACAAUGAGCUGGCCUUAGCGCUGCGCGAGCCGGACCUGGAGAAGGUCGUCCGGUAUUUGGCCGGCUGUGGACUGCAGAGCUGCCCGAUGCUGGUGGCCAAGGGGUACCCAGACAUCGGCUGGAACCCAGUCGAAGGGGAGAGAUAUCUCGACUUUCUCAGAUUUGCUGUUUUCUGUAACGGGGAGAGCGUGGAGGAGAACGCGAACGUGGUGGUGCGGCUGCUCAUCCGCAGACCCGAGUGCUUCGGGCCCGCCCUGCGCGGCGAGGGUGGGAACGGGCUCCUCGCAGCCAUGGAAGAGGCCAUCAAAAUCGCCGAGGACCCUUCUCGAGAUGGCCCCUCCCAACCAGCGGGUCCAGCAAAACCCCGUAGUGACACGGAGGAGGAGGACAACACCAUCCACAUGGGGAACGCCAUCAUGACCUUCUAUGCGGCUUUGAUCGACCUGUUAGGACGUUGUGCUCCUGAAAUGCAUUUGAUUCACGCCGGGAAGGGGGAAGCCAUCAGGAUCAGAUCAAUUUUGAGGUCCCUGAUUCCCCUGGGAGAUUUGGUGGGCGUGAUCAGCAUCACUUUCCAGAUGCCUGCGAUAGCCAAAGAUGGGAAUGUGGUGGAGCCUGACAUGUCUGCGGGGUUCUGCCCAGAUCACAAGGCAGCCAUGGUUUUGUUCCUUGACAGGGUCUAUGGCAUUGAGGUUCAGGAUUUCCUCCUCCACCUCCUGGAGGUUGGCUUUCUGCCAGAUCUCCGGGCUGCUGCUUCCUUAGACACGGCUGCUUUGAGUGCUACGGACAUGGCCUUGGCCCUCAAUCGGUACCUCUGCACGGCCGUGUUGCCUUUGUUAACAAGAUGUGCUCCUCUUUUCGCUGGCACAGAGCACCACGCUUCCCUCAUCGACUCGUUGCUUCAUACCGUGUACAGACUUUCUAAGGGCUGCUCACUGACCAAAGCUCAGCGGGAUUCCAUAGAAGUUUGUUUGCUCUCUAUUUGUGGCCAACUGAGACCUUCUAUGAUGCAGCACUUACUCAGGAGAUUCGUGUUUGACGUCCCGCUGUUAAAUGAGCAUGCAAAGAUGCCCCUUAAGCUGCUGACAAACCACUAUGAAAGGUGCUGGAAGUACUACUGUCUGCCAGGCGGGUGGGGGAACUUCGGAGCUGCCUCAGAGGAAGAACUUCAUUUAUCAAGAAAAUUGUUCUGGGGCAUUUUUGAUGCCCUGUCUCAAAAGAAAUAUGAACAAGAGCUUUUCAAACUGGCUCUGCCGUGCCUGAGUGCGGUGGCGGGCGCACUGCCCCCGGACUACAUGGAGUCAAACCACGUGGGCAUGAUGGAGAAGCAGUCAUCCAUGGAUUCGGAGGGGAACUUCAACCCGCAGCCUGUCGAAACCUCCAAUAUUACGAUUCCUGAGAAGCUGGAAUACUUCAUUAACAAAUAUGCUGAGCACUCCCACGACAGGUGGUCCAUGGACAAGUUGGCCAAUGGAUGGAUUUAUGGAGAAACUUAUUCAGACUCAUCUAAAGUUCAACCAUUAAUGAAGCCAUAUAAACUAUUAUCUGAAAAGGAAAAAGAAAUCUAUCGCUGGCCAAUCAAAGAAUCUUUGAAAACGAUGCUGGCUUGGGGCUGGAGAAUUGAGCGCACGCGGGAGGGGGACAGCAUGGCCCUCUACCACCGGACCCGGCGCAUCUCUCAGACCAGCCAGGUUUCUGUGGAUGCUGCUCAUGGGUACAGCCCCCGGGCCAUUGACAUGAGCAAUGUCACACUGUCCAGGGACCUGCAUGCUAUGGCAGAAAUGAUGGCUGAAAACUACCAUAAUAUAUGGGCAAAGAAGAAGAAAAUGGAACUGGAGUCCAAAGGAGGCGGGAACCACCCCCUGCUGGUGCCUUACGAUACGCUGACCGCCAAAGAGAAAGCCAAGGACCGGGAGAAAGCACAGGACAUCCUCAAGUUCUUGCAGAUCAACGGCUACGCUGUGUCCAGAGGGUUCAAGGACCUGGAGUUGGAUGCGCCUACGAUUGAGAAGCGAUUUGCCUACAGCUUCCUUCAGCAGCUCAUCCGCUACGUGGACGAAGCCCAUCAGUAUAUCUUGGAGUUUGAUGGCGGCAGCAGAGGCAAAGGACAGCGCUUCCCUUACGAGCAAGAAAUCAAGUUCUUUGCCAAAGUUGUCCUGCCUCUAAUUGAUCAGUAUUUCAAAAACCAUCGUUUAUACUUCCUGUCUGCAGCGAGCAGACCGCUGUGCUCUGGAGGACAUGCGUCAAACAAGGAGAAGGAAAUGGUGACGAGCCUGUUCUGCAAACUCGGAGUUCUUGUCAGGCAUAGGAUCUCACUGUUUGGAAACGAUGCAGCAUCCAUUGUCAACUGUCUUCACAUUUUGGGUCAGACUCUGGAUGCAAGGACCGUCAUGAAGACCGGCCUGGAGAGUGUGAAGGGCGCGCUCAGUGCGUUUCUGGACAGCGCAGCGGAGGACCUGGACAGGACCCUGGAGAACCUGAAGGAGGGCCAGUUCACGCACACCCGCAGCCAGCCGCGGGGCGUGACGCAGAUCAUCAACUACACGACGGUGGCGCUGCUGCCUGUGCUGUCCUCCCUGUUCGAGCACAUCGGCCAGCACCAGUUCGGGGAAGACCUGAUCCUGGAAGAUGUACAGGUGUCCUGUUAUAGAAUUCUGACGAGCUUAUAUGCUCUGGGGACGAGCAAGAGUAUUUAUGUGGAAAGGCAGCGAUCUGCGGUGGGCGAGUGUCUGGCGGCCUUUGCGGGUGCCUUCCCGGUGGCGUUUCUGGAAACUCAUCUCAACAAACACAACAGCUGCUCCAUCUACAACACUAGCUCCUCACGGGAGAGAGCAGCUCUCAAUCUGCCAGCCAACGUGGAAGAUGUUUGUCCAAAUAUCCCAUCUUUGGAGAAACUGAUGGAAGAGAUUGUGGAGCUGGCUGAGUCCGGGAUCCGCUACACGCAGAUGCCGCACGUGAUGGAAGUCAUCCUGCCCAUGCUUUGCAGCUACAUGUCCCGGUGGUGGGAGCAGGGGCCCGAGAGCAACCCCGAGAGGGCCGGGCUGUGCUGCACGGCUCUGAACUCGGAGCACAUGAACACCCUGCUGGGGAACAUCCUGAAAAUCAUCUACAACAACCUGGGGAUUGACGAGGGGGCCUGGAUGAAGAGGCUGGCAGUGUUUUCCCAGCCAAUUAUAAAUAAAGUGAAGCCUCAGCUCCUGAAAACUCAUUUCUUGCCAUUAAUGGAGAAACUGAAGAAAAAGGCAGCCAUGGUGGUUUCGGAGGAAGACCAUCUGAAAGCCGAGGCCAGAGGGGACAUGUCCGAGGCCGAACUGCUCAUCCUGGACGAGUUCACCACGCUGGCCAGGGACCUCUACGCCUUCUACCCGCUCCUGAUCCGAUUCGUGGACUACAACAGGGCAAAGUGGCUCAAAGAACCGAGCCCGGAAGCCGAGGACCUGUUCCGCAUGGUGGCCGAGGUGUUCAUCUACUGGUCCAAGUCCCACAACUUCAAAAGAGAGGAGCAGAACUUCGUGGUCCAGAACGAAAUCAACAACAUGUCCUUCCUCAUCUCUGACACCAAGUCCAAGAUGUCAAAGGCCGCUGUGUCCGACCAGGAGAGGAAGAAGAUGAGGCGGAAAGGAGACCGCUACUCCGUGCAGACCUCCCUCAUCGUGGCCGCGCUGAGGCGGCUGCUGCCCAUUGGGCUGAACAUCUGUGCCCCCGGAGACCAGGAGCUCAUUGCUCUGGCCAAGAACCGGUUGAGUAUGAAAGACACUGAGGAUGAAGUCCGAGAUAUAAUCCGCAGCAAUAUUCAUUUACAAGGCAAGUUGGAGGAUCCUGCUAUUAGAUGGCAAAUGGCUCUGUACAAAGACCUGCCGAACAGGCCUGAGGACAGCGCCGAUCCCGAGAAGACGGUGGAGCGAGUCCUGGACAUAGCGAGCGUGCUCUUCCAUCUCGAGCAGCAAGCUUUAGGCUCGCUCGGGUUCACGGGCUGUCUGUUCUUCCUGCAGGUGGAGCACCCUCAGAGGUCGAAGAAGGCCGUGUGGCACAAGCUGCUCUCGAAGCAGCGGAAACGGGCGGUGGUGGCCUGCUUCCGCAUGGCCCCUCUCUACAACCUGCCAAGGCAUCGGGCCGUCAAUCUUUUUCUUCAGGGGUAUGAGAAGUCCUGGAUUGAGACAGAAGAGCAUUACUUCGAGGAUAAACUGAUAGAAGACUUAGCGAAACCUGGAGCAGACCCUCCAGAGGAAGACGAAGGCACGAAGCGAGUUGAUCCUCUGCAUCAGCUGAUCCUUCUGUUCAGCCGAACGGCCUUAACGGAGAAAUGCAAACUGGAGGAGGAUUUUUUAUACAUGGCUUAUGCAGAUAUUAUGGCAAAGAGUUGUCAUGAUGAAGAUGACGAUGACAGUGAAGAAGAGGUGAAGAGUUUUGAAGUCACGGGAUCCCAGCGCAGCAAGGAAAAGGAAAUGGAGAAGCAGAAGCUUCUGUACCAGCAAGCCCGGCUGCAUGAGCGCGGCGCCGCCGAGAUGGUGCUGCAGACCAUCAGCGCCAGCAAAGGUGAAACUGGACCGAUGGUGGCUGCUACUUUGAAACUUGGAAUUGCUAUCCUAAAUGGUGGGAACUCCACAGUGCAGCAGCCAUCCUCAAAGCACUACCAAGUCGUCCUCGACCUAAACGCCUUUGAGCGGCAGAACAAAGCUGAAGGGCUGGGGAUGGUGACCGAGGAAGGAUCAGGCGAGAAGGUCCUUCAGGACGAUGAGUUCACCUGCGACCUCUUCCGCUUCCUGCAGCUGCUCUGCGAGGGGCACAACUCAGAUUUUCAGAAUUACCUGAGGACUCAGACUGGCAACAACACCACCGUGAACAUCAUCAUCUCCACCGUGGACUACCUGCUGCGGGUGCAGGAGUCCAUCAGUGAUUUCUAUUGGUACUACUCGGGGAAAGACGUGAUCGAUGAGCAAGGACAGCGGAACUUCUCCAAAGCAAUUCAAGUAGCAAAACAAGUGUUUAACACCCUCACAGAGUAUAUCCAGGGUCCGUGCACUGGGAACCAGCAGAGCCUGGCCCACAGCCGGCUCUGGGACGCCGUCGUGGGCUUCCUCCAUGUGUUUGCCCACAUGCAGAUGAAGCUGUCCCAGGAUUCCAGUCAAAUCGAGCUCCUGAAAGAGCUGAUGGACCUGCAGAAGGACAUGGUGGUCAUGCUGCUGUCCAUGUUGGAAGGUAACGUCGUGAACGGGACCAUCGGCAAGCAGAUGGUCGACAUGCUUGUGGAGUCGUCCAACAACGUGGAGAUGAUCCUCAAAUUCUUCGACAUGUUCUUAAAACUAAAGGACUUGACCUCUUCUGACACGUUUAAGGAAUACGACCCCGACGGCAAGGGCGUCAUCUCCAAGAGGGACUUCCACAAAGCGAUGGAGAGCCACAAGCACUACACGCCGUCGGAGACCGAGUUCCUGCUGUCCUGCGCGGAGACGGACGAGAACGAGACCCUGGACUACGAGGAGUUCGUGAAGCGCUUCCACGAGCCGGCCAAGGACAUCAGCUUCAACGUGGCCGUGCUGCUGACCAACCUCUCGGAGCACAUGCCCAACGACUCGCGGCUGCAGACCUUCCUGGAGCUGGCGGAGAGCGUGCUGCGCUACUUCCAGCCCUUCCUGGGCCGCAUCGAGAUCAUGGGCAGCGCCAAGCGCAUCGAGCGCGUGUACUUCGAGAUCAGCGAGUCCAGCCGCACGCAGUGGGAGAAGCCGCAGGUCAAGGAGUCCAAGCGCCAGUUCAUCUUCGACGUGGUCAACGAGGGCGGCGAGAAAGAGAAGAUGGAGCUCUUCGUGAACUUCUGCGAGGACACCAUCUUCGAGAUGCAGCUGGCGGCCCAGAUCUCCGAGUCGGACCUGAGCGAGCGGUCGGCCAGCAAGGAGGAGAGUGAGAAGGAGAAGCCAGAGGAGCAGAGCCCGAGGACGGGCUUCUUCUCCCUGCUGACCGUCCGCUCGGCCCUGCUGGCGCUCAGGCACAACCUGCUGACGCUCCUGCGCAUGCUCAGCCUGAAGAGCCUGAAGAAGCAGAUGAAGAAGGUGAAGAAGAUGACGGUGAGGGACAUGGUCACGGCGCUCUUCUCCUCCUACUGGGGGGCGCUGGCCAGCCUGCUGCACGUGGUGGCCAGCGUGCUGCGCGGCUUCUCCCGCAUCGUGGGCAGCCUGCUCCUGGGGGGCAGCCUGGUGGAGGGUGCGAAGAAGAUCAGGGUGGCGGAGCUCCUGGCCGACAUGCCGGACCCCACGCAGGACGAGGUGCGGGACGACGGGGAGGAGGGCGAGCGGAAGCCGCUGGAGGCCGCCCUGCCCUCGGAGGACCUCACCGACCUGAAGGAGCUGACGGAGGAGAGCGACCUGCUCUCGGACAUCUUCGGCCUGGACCUGAAGCGGGAAGGGGGGCAGUACAGACUCAUGCCUCAUAACCCCAACGCCGGCCUCAGCGACCUCAUGAGCAACCCAGACCCCGUUCCCGAGGCGCCAGAGAAAGUGCAGGAACAGGAGACAAAAGAGGAAGAAAAGGAAGAAAAAGAAGAAAACAGAUCGGAACCCGAGAAAGCCGAGGGAGAAGAUGGGGAGAAAGAAGAAAAGGCCAAAGACGAGAAGGGCCGGCAGAAGCUGCGGCUGAUCCACACGCACAGAUACGGGGAGCCCGAGGCCCCCGAGUCCGUGUUCUGGAAGAAGAUCAUCGCUUAUCAGCAGAAGCUUCUGAACUAUUUUGCUCGCAACUUUUACAACAUGAGAAUGUUGGCCUUAUUUGUCGCCUUUGCAAUCAACUUCAUCUUGCUCUUCUAUAAGGUCUCCACUUCUUCUGUGGUUGAAGGCAAGGAGCUCCCCCCUCGCAGCGCCAGCGAAAGCGCCAGAGUCAGCAGCCCCGAUGACGGCGGUGAGGACGCGCCGGGCGUCCUGGCGGUGCACUACGUGCUGGAGGAGAGCAGCGGCUACAUGGAGCCCACGCUGCGCAUCCUGGCCGUGCUGCACACCGUCAUCUCCUUCUUCUGCAUCAUCGGCUACUACUGCCUGAAAGUCCCGCUGGUUAUUUUUAAGCGCGAAAAGGAAGUAGCUCGGAAAUUGGAAUUUGACGGGCUUUACAUUACAGAGCAGCCUUCAGAAGACGAUAUUAAAGGCCAGUGGGAUCGACUCGUAAUCAACACACAGUCAUUUCCCAACAACUACUGGGACAAAUUUGUCAAAAGAAAGGUUAUGGAUAAAUACGGCGAGUUCUAUGGCCGGGACAGAAUCAGCGAGUUGCUUGGCAUGGACAAAGCCGCCCUGGACUUCAGCGACGCCCGGGAGAAAAAGAAGCCCAAGAAAGACAGCUCCCUGGCGGCGGUGAGAAACAAUGUGGACGUGAAGUAUCAGAUGUGGAAACUAGGAGUCGUUUUCACUGACAAUUCCUUCCUGUACCUGGCCUGGUACAUGACCAUGUCCGUGCUGGGGCACUACAACAACUUCUUCUUUGCUGCUCAUCUUCUCGACAUCGCGAUGGGGUUCAAGACGCUGAGGACCAUCUUGUCGUCAGUAACGCACAAUGGCAAGCAGCUGGUGUUAACCGUGGGCUUAUUAGCCGUUGUCGUGUACCUGUACACGGUGGUGGCAUUCAACUUCUUCCGAAAAUUCUACAAUAAAAGUGAGGAUGGAGACACACCAGAUAUGAAAUGUGACGACAUGCUGACGUGCUACAUGUUCCACAUGUACGUGGGUGUGCGAGCUGGAGGCGGCAUCGGCGAUGAGAUCGAGGACCCGGCGGGCGAUGAGUAUGAGAUCUAUCGGAUCAUCUUCGACAUCACCUUCUUCUUCUUCGUGAUUGUCAUCCUCUUGGCGAUAAUACAAGGUUUAAUCAUCGAUGCGUUUGGGGAACUGAGAGACCAGCAGGAGCAGGUCAAGGAGGACAUGGAGACUAAGUGCUUCAUCUGUGGGAUAGGCAACGACUACUUCGACACGGUGCCGCACGGCUUCGAAACCCACACCCUGCAGGAGCACAACCUGGCCAACUACCUGUUUUUCCUGAUGUAUCUCAUCAACAAGGACGAGACGGAGCACACGGGGCAGGAAUCUUACGUGUGGAAGAUGUACCAGGAAAGAUGUUGGGAGUUUUUCCCAGCCGGGGACUGUUUCCGGAAGCAGUAUGAAGACCAGCUGAAUUAAUUCAGACCCGAUCACCUAGAAACCCUAGCACCC